UAUGUCUGCUAAAGUGUUUGUAGUAGAACCAUUAUUUUAUCGGAAAAAGACCGCGGAAUAUCUAGUCUCGAUCGUUCAGUUAUUUGUUGCAACGCGCAUCCCUCCAGUUUUCCCAUUGAGGAGAUAAUUAUCCAGAUUAAAUCGUCUGAUCGAAACCGAGUGCUCCUAUUACACUCUCACCAUGCCGUAGCUAGUCAUCAUUGCUGUUUAUAAUUCGGAAUGUAAAUGUAAUUGAACGAAAGAGAUAAAAAUAUAACUGAAAAAACAAUCAUACCAAUGCAAAACUGGAAUCAAUGGCAGUUAUCUACUGCCACUACUGCUUCCGGGUCGAUGCCACAGACACCGGCAGGGCCCGGUUAUCCUGUUCCCGGGGCUGAUCCAAUGGCAUCAAUGCAGGCAUACAUGCAAUAUUAUAAUCAGCCAGCACCGAGUGGAUAUACCGCUGAGCAGUGGUCAGCUGCUCAACAGCAAAAUUGGACCCAAUGGCAGCAGUGGCAACAGCAGUAUCAACAAUGGCAGGCUCAGUAUGGAGCUAAGUAUCAGGACGCGAUGAAGCAGAUGUCAGCAGGAGUUGGUGGUGGACUUUCAUCAAUGGUUCAGCCUCCUCCACUCCCCAAGGAGAAUACGCAUUUGAAACCUCCCUUGCCAUCGGUUACCGUGAACGCGUAUAAUUCCUCUAAUCGCGGAAUUCUAGCCCCUCAGAACAAUGCACCUCUCUUUCCAAUGAACAAUGUCGCGAAUCCUCCGUUACCUCUCGGUCCACCACCUCCGUUGGCUGGCAAUCCUAAUAAAAGAAGCGCCAGUACUAAUAUCGUAACUGAUAGUGCUAAAAAAAUGAAGAACGAAGAAGAGGAACUUACCGAGGCCGAAAGAACAUUUGACGCACAAUUUAAACAGUGGGAAGAACAAUUUAACAAGUGGAAACAGCAGAACGUUAAUCAUCCGGAUAAGGCCCAGUACAAGCAGUACGAAGCAAAGUGGACAACAUGGCGAGAGAAGUUGAUCGAGCGUCGUGAUCAGAUGAGGAAGAAGCGAGAAGCUCAAAGGGCGAAGCUAGAAGCCGAGAAGAAGAAGAACAUGGCGGGAGGUGAAAAAAUACUGAAUAUUCUGUCCAGCUCUGAGAAUCAGGGCUUACUGAACAAUCUCCUGGGAAUUGGAAAGACCCUCGGAUUAACAGGAAAAGACCAAUCAGGAGAACUGCCUCAAGCUCCGAUACUACCAACACCUGCCACGCAACCCCAGAUGACGACACAAGGACAGACGGCGCCGUUGCUACCCAUUAUGCCCGACAUGAGUCAAAGUCCCUGGCCAAAUCAGUCGUGGUCGGGCCAGUACAACAUGGGUAAUAAUGCGCCCGUGCCAGGAUUUGGAAGCUUUCCACAACCUCCGCCUACAUUGUCUCUGAAUAAUCCGCCACCAAUGCUACCAACUAUGACAGGAUUUAAUCAACCUAAUGCAGUAAAUACGGGUGUUAGCUUCUCGCAGCCACCGCCGGGUUUCAACCCAGGCUUUACUGGAAUGAACUCCCAGAUGAAUCCGAAUAAUUCUCGGGAUGGAAGUCGAGGACAAGGCAGGCAUGAAGAUGGACCGUCGAACUUGAAUCAAGACUUGAGGGAUAACAAUCAACAGAAUAGAUUCAAUGAUCGAGGGCCCAAUGAUCAAUAUCGAGGAUAUGAUCAGUUUGAUCGUGAUGGGCCGAGGGGUAUGAACUCAGGGCGAAUGAAUCAAGGUGAUGGACGUGGCGAUUUCUCGAAUGAUCGCUUUGACAGGGGCGGACGGAACUUUGGGUCUGGUGGAAGAAAUGACUUUAGACCGGAUUCCUACGCUCCCCAAGACCGGUUUAAUGAUCAGAAAGCUAAGGAUCAAGAUCGAUUUGGCAGUAAUAGAGGUCCCUACGGUUCGAACUUCGAUCGUGGGCCGCAGGAUCGAUUCGGAGGCGAUGGUCGUUUUAAUAGCGGAAAUGAUCAAUUCAAUAGCGGAAGUAAUCGUUUUAAUGAUGAUAAAGAACGAUUUGGGGGGAAUAGAUCGAUGUCUGAUGAUCGAUCAAUGCCUGGUGAUCGACUUGGUCCCAAUGGGAAUCGUUUUAAUUCAUUGGAUGGGAAUGAUCGAAGGGAUAAUUUUGGUCCUAACAGUCGGAAUUUUGGAAAGAAUGAUCGAUUCGAUGCUCCUCCGGAAAUAUCGCCAGAGCUGAAAGCGCUAAUGGAAAAGAGACGAGCGGCCCAGGAUGUGUUUAAACCAUCUAAUAGUUUCUUGAACUCUGAAAAAACUGUGAAUACCUUUGAGUCAUUGGGUGAGAGCUUCCGGAAAAUCACUGGCGAUACACCAUUUUUAUCGAGAGAUCGAUCAGGAGAUCGUGGUCGGAUGUCUCCUCACGGGCCUUCAUCCAGAUCUGGGCCAUUUGGCGGAGGAUCCAACAUUGGACCCGGUCAGGUUCCUUUAUCAAGAUCUGGACCAUUUGGCGGAGGACCUAACAACAGUGGACCAGACCAUGGUCUUACCUCUAGAUCAGGCCCAUUUGGUGGCGGGCCCAAUAGUGGCCCAGAUCAAGCUCCUUCAUCCAGAUUUGGAUCAUUUCCUGGAGGACCCAAUAAUGGAUGUGGUUCAUUCGGUGCAGGGCCCAAUAGCGGGCCAGAUCAUGGCCCUCCUAACUCUGGACAAUUUAGCGGAGGCCCUGAUAGUGGACCAGAUCACGGCGCUUCAUCUAGACAAGACCACGGUCCUUUCCCUAGACCUAGUCCAUUCGGUCCCGGAUUCAAUAGUGGACCAGAGUACGGUUUAUCAUCUAGACCUGGCCGAUUCGGUCCAGGACCCAAUAAUGGACCAGACCACGGCCCUUCUUCUAGACCUGGACUAUUCGGUCCAGGACCCAAUACUGGACUAGACCAGAGCCCUUCCAGACCUAGCCUAUUCGGCUCGGGACCCAAUCGCGGAUUAGACCACGGCCCCUCCUCUCGACCUGGUCUGUUUGGGGCAGGGCCCAAUAGUGGACCAGAUAAUUGUCCUUCUUCCAGACCUGGUCUGUUUGGUCCAGGACCCAAUAAUGGACCAGACAAUGGUCCUUCUUCCAGACCUGGUCUCUUUGGUCCAGGACCCAAUAGCGGACCAGACAAUUGUCCUUCUUCCAGACCUGGUCUUUUUGGUCCGGGACCCAAUAGUGGACCAGAUACUGUUCCUGCUUCCAGACCUGGUCUCUUUGGUGCAGAAUCCAAUAGUAGACCAGACCAGAGCCCAUCUUCUAGAUCACCGGUACUCAGCGGGGAACUGAAUAGUGGAUCAGAUAACAAAUUCCGAGAUGAUUUCUGCUCUCGGGGUGAUGACACCUUCCGACCUCGUGAAACUGAUAAUGACGAUGCACGAGAUAGGGGUCCGGGAGAGUUUGAUUCAGGAGAUACGGGAUCACGUCCAAAAGAUUUCGGAUCACAAGGAGAUAAUCUUGGAGCUCAAGGUGAACCUCCAGCAUCACUGGCUACAUCUUCCCAGGAUGUACCACCUUUAGAGGUGCCUCCUUGGAUAGACCCGAAUAUAAUGAAAAGCCCCAUAGAGCCAAGCGAUGGAAAUACAAACGUAAAAAAGACACCUGAUGAUUCCAUUGGCCCCGAUCCAAAUGAACAGGAUAAACCUUUCGUGAAUCCUGCUGCAACAUCAUCACCCAUUGCCGAACCACUGACGAAAAAAUCAGAGGGUCUUCCAUUUAUGGGGGAAAAUGAUCCGAAGCCCGAAGAUUUGAAUAUGGAGCCACCUCCAGAAUUACCAGAUCUAGGCCCCGUCAAACAAACUGAUCAUAUGUCUAGGGACAUGCCAACAGAAUCAAAUCCGUCUGGUAAUUCAUUUGAUCUUCCUGGAACUUUCUUCAAUGGGUCCUUCGGCGGUUCAGGUUCUUUUGGAAAUCGCGGAAUGAGUGGACCGGGAGGACGUCAAGGACCUGAGGAGCAUCUUCGCGGACCUAAUGAUCCCCCUUUUGGUAUGAGAAAUAUGGGCGAUCCGAAAUUUCCUUUGCGGGGUCCUCAUGACAAUAAUUUCGGACCUCAACAAAAUCCAGGAGCAUUUGGGCCUGACGGCACGGAUGGCCGUUUCCGUAACGAAUCUGGUGACUUCGGCCCUCGCAAGUCUAAUCUACCAUUUGGUUCCAGAGACAAUGAUGGUUUUGGCCCUAAAGUCAAUGCGCCAUUCGACUUUGGUGGUCGCACACUUAAUCCACAGUCUGGUCCUAGAGAUACCGAUAAUUUUGGUCCUCGUGGACCUCCACCGUUUGGACCAGGAGAUCGCGAUAAUUUCGGGCCUCGUGGACCUCCACCAUUUGGACCAGGAGAUCGCGAAAAUUUCGGUCUUCGGGGACCCAAUUCCCAGUUCGGUCCUCGUGAUGGUGAUUUAGGCCCUCGUAAUUUGCCAUUUGGAUGUCGAGACGGUGAUAACUUUGGCUCUCGAGGAGGAAAUAAUUCAUUCCGGCUAGGGGACGAUAGCUUUACACCACGAGGACUUAAUCUGGGUCCCAGGCCUCCAGAUCUUCAUAAUUUUGGUCUUCGUAAGCCACAUGACAUGCGUGAUCGACCAUUUGGCUCCGAUAACUUUAUGCCCCGACCUUUGGAUAAUUUCGGGCCUCCUAGGGGAGGAUCUGAUUCGAACUUUCAACCAACUGACAAUGACCCUCGAGGGCCAGUCCCAUUAAUGAGUGUCAACGGCCUAAUGAGCCAGGCAAGAGACAGUAGGAUGGGUGCUAUGAAUCGUGACAGACCUUGUGAUCGGUUCCGAGAUGAGAUGAGCCAACCGUUCAACAAAUCUAUGGAGAACUUGAGGCCACCUAUUGGAGGGCCUAUGUUGAAUCCCAGGGAUGUGGAUAUACGGCCCAACUUAUCAAAACUAGAAACGGAUCGUGAACCGCAAGACUCACAAGGUCCUUUGAACAGAGAUGAUGGGCCGUUCAGUCGAUCUGGCGACAUCACAUCAUCAGGACGACCAGCCCCUCUCGUUCAAAGAGGCUUCAAUGAACCUGCACAAGACACUCCUCGCAAUACAUUUUCACGUCGCAUAGAUCAGAUUCAACCUGGUAAUCCUCGUGAUGGUCCCAUUCGUGAAUUUUGUGCGGAGAAGCAAUUUAAUUACAAUCAUGGGGGCGGUGUUCCUGAUCAGGUGUUCAAUGAAUAUGUGCCAUCAAAGGUCAUUGAUUAUGGCCACAUCAAGAAACCCAUGCAACAAGAUUAUGUUACACCCGCACAGUGUUUUGAUUAUUCACACGGUAAGUUUAAACUCACUGCACCGGAUCACGAGAUAUUCCCGAAAUUGGAUUUCAAACAUUGGGUGGAGAAUGACCACAAUCUUCGCGAGUAUGAUGAGGGAAUGAGGGCGUACGAGACACGGAAGAGGCAUGCACGAAGGUUGAAGCAGGCUGAAUCAAGAUUGUCGGAGCCGAGGAUGGAUGACCGGUGGAAACGUGAGGAACACAGGGAGCUUGGAGGUGGCCGAUAUCCAUCGUGGGAUAGACCUAACAUGGCAAGAGUUAUUGGUCCAAGAGCACCAGAUUACAGGGAAUACCGUGAUUACGAUGGCUAUGUGGACACGAGAGAUUCACGGGAUAAACGAGGGCGAGGAAGAUCUUGGGAAAGAGACAUAGAUCAUCAUCGUGAAGAACGCAAUCGUAGAAGCGCCAGCAAAGAUAGGACACGUGAAAAAUACGAGAGAUCUCGCAUGGAUAUCGAUUCCGAAUUUAACAGAGAUGAUGAAAGAUCUAAGGGGAAUGUAAGCCGGCAGGAGAACCCAACAAUGAUUCCCAAAGACUCGUCUCCUCCCAAGGAUAUCAGCCAAUCAGCUGACAACAACGAUGGCAGCCCACCGAAGACAUUGGAGUUGGGGAAGUCACCGAAUUACACCAUGGUGGAUGAUUUAUUGUGCUCCCCAGGACGGCACAAUCGGCCACCUAAGAUAGCAAUCAUCCUCAGAGGACCACCUGGUAGUGGGAAAUCAUAUGCUGCAAAACUCAUUAAGGACAAGGAAUUGGAGCAGGGUGGAUCGGCACCCCGGAUCCUCAGUCUAGACGAUUAUUUCCUCGUCGAGAAGGAUGUGGAAACUCAAGACGAUAACGGAAAGAAAAUCAUUAAUAAGGAAAUGGUGUAUGAAUAUGAGGAAGCCAUGGAGCCUAGUUACAUAGCAUCGCUGGUGAAGGCUUUCAAGAAAAAUAUCACCGACGGCUUCUUCAACUUUAUCAUUCUCGAUGCCGUCAAUGAAAAAAUCUCGGAUUAUGAGGAGUUGUGGAGUUUUGCCAAAACAAAAGGAUUCAAGGUGUUCGUGGUUGAAAUGGAUAUGGAUGUUGCUGUGUGCUUGCAACGUAACAUUCACAACCGCACGGAGGAUGAGAUUAACAGAAUCAUCGACUACUUCGAGCCAACACCUAGUUAUCAUCAGAAAUUGGAUGUCACCUCGUUUUUUCAGGAGGAUUCAAUUCAAGAGGUUCACAUGGAAGAAGCCCAAUCGUCGACAAUAAAGAAGCAAGGGGAGGGAAAUGACGAUAGUCAGGAUAGUCAAGACGAUGGCUCAACAUCCAUGGGCGUUAGUAAGUGGGAGAAAAUGGAGGCAGAGGACAAAUUGGAUCGAUUGGACGGUUUGAAACGCAAGAAUGAUGGAAAACCUCAGACAAUGGAAGACUUUCUACAAGUUCCAGAUUAUUACAACAUGGAAGAUAACUCUGGAAAGAAGAGGGUGAGGUGGGCUGAUUUGGAGGAGCGAAAGGAGCAGGAAAAAAUGCGCGCUGUGGGUUUUGUCGUGGGCCAGACAAAUUGGAACAGAAUGAUGGAUCCUACUAAGGGUGGCAGUGCACUCACACGUACCAAGUUUUUCAAGUUGUCUAAAUGAAAUGAAAUUGGGAAUACUCAGAUUGCUGAAAAACGUGUGUAAAGACCAUGAGAAAACAUAGUUAAGAUUAUAUGCAGAAUUACAUAUUUGAAUAUCGUCAUAUUUUGCAAUUAAAUAUUUAGUCCUAAGUCGAUUGACGAAAUGUCUCUGAAAUGUAUGUAUUAAAAAUAAAUGUUUAAUUAAGGACA
Molecule: messenger RNA, 7031 nt
Organism: Diachasmimorpha longicaudata
Lineage: Eukaryota; Metazoa; Arthropoda; Insecta; Hymenoptera; Braconidae
Exons: 16
Coding region: 277-6843 (2188 amino acids)
Biological process (GO): regulation of telomere maintenance
Cellular component (GO): nucleus
Source: RefSeq, a predicted model, not a curated record